This is a messenger RNA of Hypoxylon trugodes, 2508 nucleotides long. RefSeq lists its product as uncharacterized. The transcript is spliced from 6 exons. Bases 1 to 2508 code for a protein of 835 amino acids. The record is from RefSeq and is a predicted model, not a curated record. Lineage: Eukaryota; Fungi; Ascomycota; Sordariomycetes; Xylariales; Hypoxylaceae.
AUGCCUUUCUGGGGCAAAGCCGAUGAGAUUGUCCGAGCUGCAAUAGCCAGAUGCGACGAAACACGCCGGUGUCACCUUGAGAACAUCCCUCCCGAGUUAAAGAAAGCCAUCCUUAGUUAUGCUGGUGGCAGCUCAGCCGUCAAUCUCGCUCUAACCGGACCCGUUCUGUAUCGUACGAUAAAAGACGAUGAGACUUACGCUGCUAAUGAGAUCGUCAGCGGCGAGGUCGGCUUGGACCUUCUACCACUUGCAAUCACGCGAAGAUGUGCAGAGACAGAACAACGACGAUACAGGGGGGUUCCGUGGGAUGCCCCGGCGCGCAUCAUGGCAGUAACAAAUUUGCUCAUCCGCGUUACACGAAAGCCCCUUACUCGCUCCAGGCUUAAUUUCUGCCUGAAGGAAGCUAAGGUGUUCUCAGACUUCCACUCGACAGCCUGUAGGUAUGCGCGAAUCUUUGCAAGCAAAGCCUUGCGUGAAGGUCCCCGUUCGCUUAAGCCCACAACACACCUACCUUCGGUACCCGACUAUGUGCUACGAGUCACGGAUGGGGAAAUGAAUCGCUUUAUCAAAGCGCUCUACAUAUUUCAGAUGGCAUGCGACCUAUUUCCCGAGCAUAUCGAGAGGCCGUUCUUGGCUGGGCGAGGCGAGGAUUUAUACGAAGCUGAAAAGUAUUUCUGGACGACCUUUCCACCGUGGGAACACCAACAGGUUCGCUGCGUCCAGGAUAUGAUGCACGAGCAUAUACGAGAUAUGGUAUCAUGCCUCCCUUCUAACGAGAUAAUCGGAAAGUUCGUCAUCAUGGAAGGCCUAAGUUCGGUGCAGAAGCUGAGUGACCAGGGGCGUAUCGAGGAAAAGCUCAGGGAGAUGGAAAAAGACGAUAAAAACGAAGAUUUAGAGGAAAAUAGAUCAGAAGCCUGGUUUUCUGAGACUGACGAGCCUUGGCUACUCUUCGACGUCGAAAACUAUGAAGUCACCAUGAAUACGAGAGAAAUCGUGGAGAGGAAUAAGGAUGUCGACCUGGGUCCGGUAGGAUCUUGGCUCCACACGCUCAUUCAGCGCCUUCUCUGGGACCCUAUGUUCCUACCUGGUAAAGAUGCAUAUUUUAAAUGCGAUAGUUGUAUGACACGGUGGGGUUACGUUUUUUGGGACCGUAACAAAAUCAGCUGGCAUGCGUAUGAUAAGAUGCCUAAGAUUGAGGAUAUGGUCAAGCUUUCCAAUGGAACCGUGUUCGACAGAAACAUCUUUAUGACCCCGCUUAACUUUACUGGGCGGCUCGUCGCAUUCUUACAAGCGAUCAAAACGAUGCCUUCGCAGCUUAGCGCCAAGAAGGCGGUCCGAGCCGCAACUAAAAGAGGCGAUGAGAACCGCCGCUCCAGAUUGGAGAACCUUGCCAACGAACUCCUCACCGCUAUCAUCGGGUGGAGCGACGCUGCAGAUACAAUUAACUUGGCCCUGACAGGCCCGGUUAUGUACCGAAAGAUAAAGUACAACGAGCUCUAUCUUUCUACUAAAAUAGCAAUCAAUCGGAUUGGUCUGGACCUUCUUUUGUUUGCCUCAUCACUCGUGGCCACCGAUUCCUGGCGCUUCUGGGAUUAUGACGCCGAUUACCCAGAGAUACAAUCCUCGUUUUCGACGUUCUUCAGCAAGAGUAUUACGGCUGGGCUAUCAUCGAAGAAACGGCCAUUUCCCCUUCGCGCGACUAAAAAGCUGCUCAGCUUCCACGAGACCAUCUGCUACUAUGCAUCGACUUUUGCGGCCUCGGCCAUACGUAAGGGCUAUUACCACGCCGAGACAGGAGAGAGUGUACGAAGCGAGCCUGAUUUUCUAUUCCAAGUGUCCAGCGAAGAAGAACAUCGCUUCAUUAAGGCACUUUACAUUUGGCAAUUGGGUUGCAACCUCUUCCCCCGAAGAAUCAAAGCACCCGGCUUUUUAGACUUCCAGGCGAUGAUGUUCAACAUGGUGCAGGAAGGAUUUUGGACAACAUUCGCGCCAUGGGAGCACCAACAGGUCCGGUGUGUCCAAGAGAUGAUGUAUGAGCAUCUCAGGGAUGUCGUGUUCCGUGAAUCCGGUCGGACCUCUUCGGACGCAAAUAUCGGCAAGGUCCCUAAAGGGUUCGUUUACCAAUAUAUGAUCGAAGAAGGACUUCAAGGUAUCCGAAAGCACGAAGUCCAAGGGACAACGGUGAGAUCCUUGCUUUAUAUCGGCCUGUACAAUUUUGAAGGUACAACAACUCAUCUAGGGAGACUCAAUUCCCUGGGGCGGCAUUUUGAGGAACCCGUGGGUUGGUUUUCGGAGAGCGAUGAACCGUGGAUGAACGUCGACCGAGCCACGAAGACCGUUAGCCUUGACACCCGGAACAUCAUAUCGGCAUUUCACGAUACUGAUAGUGAUUCCGGUCCCCUCGAUGCUUGGCUUUACACACUUCUCCUGAAGCGCAUUGGCGACGACCCGAUCUUUAGCACUCACGCCACGGCGCCAUUCUGGUGCGAGAAAGAUAUGAGCAAGUAG